Molecule: messenger RNA, 819 nt
Organism: Vanrija pseudolonga
Lineage: Eukaryota; Fungi; Basidiomycota; Tremellomycetes; Trichosporonales; Trichosporonaceae
Gene: RPL17
Product: 60S ribosomal protein L17
Exons: 5
Coding region: 37-582 (181 amino acids)
Biological process (GO): cytoplasmic translation
Cellular component (GO): cytosolic large ribosomal subunit; ribosome
Molecular function (GO): structural constituent of ribosome
Source: RefSeq, a predicted model, not a curated record
CGACUUGUUCUCUUCAUCCAGCAAAAAACAGCCGAGAUGGUUCGCUACGCCUCCGCCCACCUCGUCAACUCGAACCCCGAGAAGUUCGCCAAGGCGCGCGGCGAGUAUGUCCGCACCCACUUCAAGAACACUCGUGAGGUCGCCGCCGCCAUCUCGGGCAUGAAGCUCUCCAAGGCCUACGCGUACCUCGCCGACGUCCAGGAGAAGAAGCAGGUCAUCCCCUUCAGGCGGUUCGACGGCUCGAUCGGCCGCACCGGCCAGGCCAAGCAGUUCAAGACCACCAAGGGUCGCUGGCCCGUCAAGUCGGUCCAGUUCGUCCUCCGCCUUCUCAAGAACGCCGAGUCGAACGCCGAGGCCAAGGACCUCGCCUCGGACGAGCUCAUCAUCAAGAACGUCGUCGUCCAGCAGGCCCCCAAGACCCGCCGCCGUACUUACCGUGCCCACGGUCGCAUCAACCCCUACCAGGGCCACCCCUGCCACAUUGAGAUCAUCCUCUCGACCCCCUCGUCCGAGGUCGCCCGCGCCAAGGACCUUGACGUUGCCGCCAAGACUGGCCAGACUGUUGCCGCCAUCGAGGCAUAAACGCGCUGCUAGCAUUGGGUUGGCACCUUAGGGUGUCGUGUAUGAUGGAUCACAUGCUCUGAGAGGUGGGGCGGGGAAGGCAGGGAUACGGUUCUCGCGGCGCUGCUAUGCUGCUGCUGGCGCUGUUGCUGCCACUCGCGUCGCUGGUGUAUCUGCAUGUCAUGUUGCUUGUGUGGUGGUGUGGUGGUGGUGGUUUAGGCCUGCAGAUGUAGAGUACGAGCGGGGGCAAUUUUCGGG